GUAUCGCUUAACAAGUUCUCUUUGAACAAGACUUCGCGAUAACGAUACAUUUUGAAUUCAGACCCAGUUUUGUUUUGCGAAACGAGCAAAAAAAAUUCUGAGCUGAGUUGUUACAAUUCUCGUUUCAGUGAAUAGAUCUUGCCAAUGGAUAUUGUCUAUCAAGUACAAGAGGCAUCAGGAAGUGGUAACGUGACUGGCACGUCAUCAUCGAUGUCAUCGUCGUCUCGGCCCUGCGUUCCGGGCCUCGGCAACCCACGUCCAAACGGCCACUACAUCCACAACGCAUGGAGGUCCUCGAUCUGCGACAACCGGAACUUUGCCACGGCCCAGGAGGUCAGGUCGUGCCUCCAGAGCAAGGACGUCUAUCUCCUGGGUGACUCAACCAUCAGGCAGUGGUGGGACUAUCUGAGAAAGUUUAUUCCCGAUACGAAGAGUUCAGGCAUCCUGACUCGGGGCAAGAACCAGCUGAGGAUGGCACUGAACACCGAUAUGAACACCACGCUGCACUACUACUGCCACGGCUAUCCCGUGCUCACGCAGUACACGUUCACGAAGGACGUCGAGUACGUCUCAAAGCGAAUUGACGCAAUCGGAGGAGGGGACGGAGGAGGAGGAGGAGGUGGAGGAGAAGGAGGGCGCGGAGUGGUCGUCGCAAUCAGCCUUGGCGCGCACUUUGUGCCCUUCCCGCUGGCCAUCUUCCGUCGGAGGCUUCUGAACAUCAGGGCGGCGCUGCAGAGGCUGCAUGCCAGGAUCCCCGAGGCCACAGUGGUGGUGAAGCUGGCCAACACUCGUGAGACGGCCAACAACAUUGAACUGUACAGCAAUUGGAACACGUUUCGCUUCAACGACGUGACACUGGAGGCCUUCGGGGACCUCCGCGUGGCCUUCGUGGAUGCAUGGGAUAUGACGGCGGCGAUCGGCAUGCGGAUGGUUCACCCCACCGGCUGGGUCGUCAAGAAUGAGGUGGACAUGUUUUUGUCCUACGUCUGUUGAGCCUUCGGAUCCAUGACCGGUCCCUCGCCCUGUGUGUAUCAAUCUGUGCAUGCUCGGUGUGUAAACAUCAGCACUGGCGAGACAAAGGCAUGGUGCUGGCCACCCACCUCUUGGUGUGCUAUGCCGACCUUCAUAAGUGCUCGCUAACAGACUGUGAAGGCUAUAUGUUGGAUCUUUGUCGUUGUCUUUGUCGGCUCAGGAUGUGUUCUUCGUAGAUGGAGUACAUUACGAAACAGCGUUAGAGGAGGUCAUUAUAAAUGGUUCCAAUGGAGAUGCGUCACCUUUGUCGUUGUCUUUGUCGGCCUUCAGAAUGCGUUCUUCGUAAUAAUAAUGAUGCUGUACACCUUAUACAUGUAUUAAAUCAUAUUAUGAAUACAAAUAUGACAAUGA
Messenger RNA from Petromyzon marinus (sea lamprey), 1383 nucleotides. Its product is annotated as NXPE family member 4-like. The record is from RefSeq and is a predicted model, not a curated record. Lineage: Eukaryota; Metazoa; Chordata; Hyperoartia; Petromyzontiformes; Petromyzontidae.